This is a messenger RNA of Pangasianodon hypophthalmus (striped catfish), 1251 nucleotides long. RefSeq lists its product as uncharacterized. The coding region runs from base 205 to 1062 and encodes 285 amino acids. Lineage: Eukaryota; Metazoa; Chordata; Actinopteri; Siluriformes; Pangasiidae. The transcript has 4 exons. The record is from RefSeq and is a predicted model, not a curated record.
ACAGCUGGAGCUGGCGUGGUUUGUGUGAUUCCUGUUUCCGGCUCGGCUUCCACAGCGCGGCUCGACAGGAAUUUUAAAAGCUCGCCUGCAGCUCGUAUACUCACAGCGUCACCACACCGGGUCACCUCAAAGUCAUUUACAAUUUAAGCAAAAAAGGGUACUCUUUCAUCAAAAAAAAAUCAAUAGCCUAAAUAAAGACUAAACAUGGCCUCGGAUUGUCACUUCACCGACUCCAUAUCCAAGGAGGAAGAGGAGGACGAGGAAUUUGAUCGGAUGUUGAAGCGGAUCGGUGGAAAGGGGAAUAUUUAUUUAGUAGGAGACGCGGAUGGAGAAAACAACUGCAGCCUUUUCCAGGAGUUUAUCAUGGACGUGUUCCACACUGAGGUGCACAUCAAGAGGGACAGAAACGCAAACCUCGGCAACGGAAUCAAAUGUGCCGCUGCGAGAAACUGUCCAGUUUCUGAUGGGGCUCAAGGAAAAGGCGAUAAUAACGCCGACGUGGACGAGAAACGCGUCCGACACCAGCGCAAAACCUCCGGACACGACGGACGAGCGAUUCACUGCGCCGUCAUCGUCUUCAUUUUCAGACACGGAUACAUUCAGAACAAGGCGAACCGCAUGUGUAUGGAGGAGAUCCUGAAGGACGUAAAGGUUAGAGUGAAGAAAAAUCAUGGAGUUCGUCAGGCAUUACUGGGCCUCGUUCAUGCUGAUGCUGAAAGCUCAGAGACUCACCAGUCUGUGACGCUCUUGGAGGAGACAUUGAGAUCUGUGUUCGUAAAACAUCCACACGACUCCAUAUGGACCGGCCAUUUUAUUCCUAACGCAGCAGACGGCAUAGAGAACAUCAAGAGGAAUGCCUGCAAAGCUGUGAAUGUGUCUCAGAGCCCAGAUAACAUCUUGAGCCGUAAGCGAAAUAUUUUCUGGCUUUGUUCUGGCCGCUGGAUCAGGAGAGGACGUAGACAACGAGCCGAAGCGAUGACACAUGCUCAGGCACAGAAUGGUGAUCCCGAAAGCACAGAGGAAGGAAUUCCAUUACAGAUGAAAUCCGGCUCACAGUCCUGACAUCAGGUUUACUAACAGACUGAAAAUGACCACAUGACCUGUGAAAUGCACAGAAAGCUGAAAUUUACCUGCUGUAUUUGAUUUAUUACCUGGCAGGAAUGUUGAAGGAGCAUUGGGAAAUGAAGUUUACUCAUGGGUGCUGCUGCUACUCUGUAGUCUUUCAAAAUAAAGUUCCAGGACUUUCAAAGA